AUGGCAUGCGACAAGAAGUUAGUGGCGAAAAUUGUGGAUUCGAACAUUUUGACAUUUGUCGAAACGUUCAUGUUGAUCCUAUCGACUAUAUCAAUCCCAGUGCUGUUUCACAUGUUUCAACGAUGCAAAAAUUCUAAAUUGUUUCAUUUUAAUAUCCGAUUAAUCUCUGCGUUUCACUGUCUUUGUUUGAUUAUUCACUGUGUGGCGAGAGUCUUCCAACAUGGUUCUGACCUAUUUCUCUACUUUUCGCAUAUUCCAAUUUGUGAAAAAGUUCCCAGUAUCCAGAGAUGUCUCUCCACGCGAAUCCCCUACAUUUUCGGAUUAUUCUGCGCCAGCUACUCGACGGUUUUCAUGGUUAUCGAGCGAACGAUAGCAACAAAAAGCUACAAAAAAUACGAAAAUCGUCACAAAACGUUGGGUUGCAUGCUUAUCCUGGGACAAAUCUUCAUGGGCGGCGCGACCACUUUUGCGAUUUUUUACAAAUUCGAUUUUCAAAACGCGCAAGAGUUUUGCACGGGAAGCCAAUCUUCGGAUCCCUAUUUUCUGAUCAUACCGGAGGCAGUUGCAAUUUUGUCAAAUGUUCUUGCAUUUUUCCAAUUUGGCAGACUUAUGAGUAUCAAUCGGAAAAUCCGAGUUGGAAGUAGCUCAAACAACUUGAGCCAGAAGUAUCAAAUCGAGGAAAAUUUGAAUGUUGUGAAUAUUUUAAGAGCGUUUACGAAGUGUGAUUUUAUAUUUAUUUUGAUUUAUUUCACAAUGGGAAUUCCGUUUCAUUUGAUUGGAAAGCAUAUGGAUUCGGCAGAGUAUUAUGCUCUUUUUGAAGUCAUCUACUUUGUUCCAUUAUACUCUCUCAUAAUGCCUGCUUACAUAUACCGGUUCUCAAGAAAACAACGCGAUGAACGAAUGACUCGAAUGGAGCGAAAGAUACAAGUGUCAGAGGACGCAUACUUUCAAUUCAUUCAUAAUCAGUGGACCUAA
Molecule: messenger RNA, 975 nt
Organism: Caenorhabditis briggsae
Lineage: Eukaryota; Metazoa; Nematoda; Chromadorea; Rhabditida; Rhabditidae
Gene: Cbr-srab-16
Product: Protein CBR-SRAB-16
Exons: 6
Coding region: 1-975 (324 amino acids)
Source: RefSeq, a predicted model, not a curated record